CUCUCUCUCUCUCAUCUCAUUUCACUGCGCUGAGAGGAUACUCAUCAUCUGUCCCCAACCGUUUCACGCAGAAGAAAAGCGAUGGCAGCUGCGAACCGUGUCCUUGUGUACGGAGGGAAAGGAGCUCUCGGCUCGGCAUGUGUGCAUUAUUUUAAGUCGAAAGGCUGGUGGGUUGCCAGUAUCGACAUAGCAUCGAAUGAAGAAGCGGACGCGAACGUCCAGGUGAAGCUCUGUGAGUCAUUCACCGAUCAAGCCGCGCAGGUGACAUCAGAUGUAAGCAAGUUGCUAGGGGAACACAAAGUUGAUGCCAUUGUUUGUGUGGCUGGAGGGUGGGCUGGUGGAAACUGCAGCUCAAAGGACUUGUAUAAAAAUACUGAUUUGAUGUGGAAACAGAGUGUCUGGACCUCCACCAUUUCCAGUCAUCUUGCCUCACUGCAUCUGAAGCCAGGAGGCUUGUUGACCCUCUCUGGAGCGAAGGCCUCAGUGGCCGGCACUCCAGGUAUGGUCGGGUACGGCAUGGCCAAAGCUGCAGUCCAUCAGUUAUGCAGAAGUCUAGCUGGAGAGGACAGCGGUCUUCCGUCUGGAGCCGUGGCUGUGGCCAUUCUUCCGGUUACCUUGGAUACACCAAUGAACAGGAAAUUCAUGCCUGACGCGGAUUUCGGAAGCUGGACGCCGCUGGAAUAUAUUGCCGAAACCUUCUACAGCUGGGCCACUGGGUCAGGACGGCCAGCCUCAGGCAGUCUCAUUCAACUGGUGACGACUGGGGGGUAAACAGAGGCCUCGCUGGCCCAGUAAAGGUAGAAUGGAGGAAAAAGAAAAAAUCAAAGGAAAUGAGUAAAGGAGAGAAAUGUUUACCAGUAUACCGCACAGCUGAGGAGAGAUGUUAACACAGAAGCCUAUUGAAAAGACCAGUUUAGACCGGCAGGAAUUCUAGAAAAUGCUAAUUCAGCCAAUCUGGUGAAGACCAUCUUGAACACAACAUAUUUGUUGGUGAGCAGUGAUGCUGGUCUGUUCAACAGGAAAAUGAGAGAUGUGGCGUUUCUGUUUAUCCAGCCUUUUUGAAAGUACUCAGUGUCCAAAGUAUUAAUCUAUGUUUUGUAUUCAGUCUGUCUCGUGUGUUGUUCUGCAGUCAAACAGAAUAUAGUUAAGUGUAAAGUGACUUUCGUCUUGACCAAAGGUGCUGCUGUCUUAUUUGAAACGUACAGUCUUAACUUUACAGGGAAGUGGCCUUAGCUUUCGUGUAAGUGUGAUCGUGUGUCUAUUUGUUAAAAAUAAUGUUUGGAUGCUCUAUUUUCAAAGUAUUUCCUCUCCAGCUUGUGUAUGAAACUUACUUUCACAAUAAAGAACAUUGA
Messenger RNA from Triplophysa rosa, 1352 nucleotides. It is a transcript of the gene qdpra, whose product is annotated as quinoid dihydropteridine reductase a. NCBI's taxonomy places the organism in Eukaryota, Metazoa, Chordata, Actinopteri, Cypriniformes, Nemacheilidae. The transcript is spliced from 7 exons. Gene Ontology annotation, molecular function: NADPH binding; NADH binding; 6,7-dihydropteridine reductase activity. The record is from RefSeq and is a predicted model, not a curated record. Gene Ontology annotation, cellular component: cytoplasm. The coding region runs from base 82 to 771 and encodes 229 amino acids. Gene Ontology annotation, biological process: L-phenylalanine catabolic process; tetrahydrobiopterin biosynthetic process.